AUGAGACCGUAUCGUCCCAGGAUUGUCCCGCUGUUAUUCACGCUUGUGAACGUGUGGUUGUGGAUGUACUUACUAGUAGAGGUCGCUCCACAGACGUGCCAGAAAACUGUGUUCCAGUGUACCUACAGCACGUUAAACCUUUCUUCCGAUGGACUACAGGAUUUGAGAGCAUCGGUGGAGCUUUCACCGGGAAUGUAUUCGAUCGAAGUGAAUCGGCUUAUCACCAAGUACACCGAUGGUGUGCUUUUGCAAAUACUCUCUGAGUUCGCUGACACAGUAGAGUAUCAGCGAUACCACGAACGUGUGCUGAGAAUCCCACCCAAUGUUGAUCUACAAGCGAUCACGGUGAAGCAAGCUCCCCAGCUGCAAGUGAUAACAGUCGUUGCACCGAACACUAAACUGACGCUGCUAGAAUUACACAACACUGGACUGAGCACUCUUCCAGCUUCGCUCCACAAUCUGCGCGGAUUAUAUAUCCUAAAAAUAUCUGAAUGUAAUUUAGAGUACUUCAGUUUGGAUCCGCUGGCUAACAGCCCCAACAUAAGCAUAGUCACGAUAGACGACAACAAUAUCAACAAGCUUGUGACGAGCAACAACUCACAGCUGUUCAUACCGAUCACGACCUUGUCACUUUCCAACAAUCAACUGCAAUUCGUCGAUGAGGAUUUCUUUAAGCCCCUCAGAAACCUAGAGUUUCUUGUGUUGACACGCAACAAGAUAAAACGCUUUGGUGGUCGGCCCUUUAUUCUGUCUAACCUGAUGGUUUUCAACCUGAUUCAAAACCAGCUACUGAGCUUGAACGUGACACAGUGGAAGAUGCCAGCCCUGGUAGAGUUCUGCCUCGAUUACAACAAUUUAACGCGUGUUCCCGCUGGCCUCGUGGGAUUUCCUAAGCUUGAGAUCCUACGGCUACGUGGCAAUCGCCUCACCAGUAUCGAUUUGCGUCUCCUCGAGGGAUUCAAAGCACGUUUGAGAGCAUCGGCACGACUUUUGGAGAAUGUGUUUGUCAUCGAGGUGGAACAACUUAUCACUCCGUACGUGGACGGUGUUCUACUGCAGUUGCUAUCGGAAUUCGCCAAUGAAGUUAUCUACGAGCAGUACUAUGAACGUGUGCUGCGAAUCCCACCUAACGGCGACCUGCAAGAGAUUACGUUGAACAAUGCUCCCGAGCUGCAAGUGUUGACGGUCGUCGCACCAAAUUUCCAGUUAAAAUCGUUGGAAUUACAUCGGACCAGACUUGAAAUGUUUCCCGAAGCGUUGCUCAACCUUCGACGACUAGCCCAUCUAAUAAUGGUUGAGGGUGUUUUAGAGAAUUUUAGUUUGGAUUUGCUGGCCAACAGCCCCAACAUUUCCACAGUAGUGAUCAGUACGAACAAAAUCAACCAGCUAAUCACCAGUAACAACUCGGUGCUCUUUAUACCAAUCGUGGACUUAUCAUUAGCAGACAAUCAGCUGCAAUUCGUUGAUGGGGAUUUCUUCAAACCUUUACGAAACCUGGACUAUCUAAAUCUGGAGAACAACAAGAUCCAGCGCAUCGGCGGGCGAACCUUCAUACUACCCAACGUCAGAUACAUAAAUCUGAUGCAUAACGAGCUGCUAACUUUGAACGUCACUCGGUGGAAAACUCCGAAGCUUUUGGAGAUCGUUCUCGAUUACAACAACCUAACACGGAUUCCCGUUGGUCUGGAACGGCUCCCAAAGCUCAGUAAUUUGCUGAUUUCAAACAAUCGGCUUACUUCUGUUGAUCUGCGCCGUUUCGAUGGCUGUGGAGGAUUACUCAAAAUCGAUCUCUCCAACAAUCUGCUCCAAAACGUGCUCGUCUCGCAAGCUGGACGAGUUUCGUUGCCUAAUCUGACGAUAUUUAAUCUACCAAACAACAAACUUAACCGUCUCGAAGUCGCUAAAUGGGACUUUCCACUCUUAGAUUCGUUGGUGAUCGCGUUCAAUCAGCUACAGCGGCUGCCGAAUCUGUUCCAGUAUCUGCCCAAACUGCGAAGGGUUACCGCAUUUAAGAACCCUUUACUCUGCAGUACUGUUCGACAGUGGCAGCAAUACGUAAGCGAUUAUAAGCUGCAAAUCGACACAACCGCAUAUGGCAUGCCCUGCGAAACAAAUAGUACCUUUACGCUCCCAUCAGGAAGGGUGCUCUGUUGCGUGGAGUAA
Molecule: messenger RNA, 2163 nt
Organism: Anopheles nili
Lineage: Eukaryota; Metazoa; Arthropoda; Insecta; Diptera; Culicidae
Product: leucine-rich repeat-containing protein 40-like
Exons: 3
Coding region: 1-2163 (720 amino acids)
Molecular function (GO): protein binding
Source: RefSeq, a predicted model, not a curated record